This is a messenger RNA of Salvia miltiorrhiza (redroot sage), 2601 nucleotides long. RefSeq lists its product as uncharacterized. The coding region runs from base 1015 to 2418 and encodes 467 amino acids. Lineage: Eukaryota; Viridiplantae; Streptophyta; Magnoliopsida; Lamiales; Lamiaceae. The transcript has 3 exons. The record is from RefSeq and is a predicted model, not a curated record.
ACCAAAAACAUGGAAAAGAAAAAGUUGAAAAACAGAAAAAGAAGUUAAAAAAAAAGUGAAAAAGCAAAGAUUCGCCAAUGGCAUAGCUCAACUGUUUGCUCCAUUUUGCUUUAGUAGCCAAAUAAUGCCAGUGCUUCUCGCUCACUCAUCUAUCCACUCCUCUCUUCACUUUUAGCCGCUCAAAACCACCGUCGCAGCCACCCUUCCUCCGCCGCGAGCUCAGCCACCCUCAUCAAACAACAUGUUUUCUUCUGGGUUGACUUGAAAAUCUGUCUUUUUCUCUGAAAAUCCCCAAUUUUAUAGAUUGGAAAUCAGGUAAUUCUUGACUUAUUCAUCUCUUGUUCACACUGUGUCUAUUUUUAAUUGAUUAUUAAUUAGUUAAUUACUACUAUGUUUAUGCGUAAAUUGCCGCAAAAUACAUAAAAUUUAGACGGAUUUUGAUUUUGCUCGCAAUCUUUAAAAUUUGAAAUAAAAUACACUAAAUUUUAAUUUUUUUCUGAAAAAUAGGCUUUGAUAUAGAUAGAAUUACCCGAGUAAGAGAUGUUUAAUUCGAGCUUCUUUUAGUCUUUAUGAAGGAUUUAAUUGGACUCUCAGGAAACUAGAUUUUGGUUUUGAAUAAUGACAGAAUUUGACGAAAAGAUGGGUUUUUUUGGGUCCAUGAAUGAAUAAUUUUAAAGAUCAUUUGGCAGGGGAUUCGAACUUAACAAAUAUAUACAAAAUAAAAUUAAUAUUAAAUUUUCGAUUUAAAAAAAAAUAAAAAAAAAUUAGCUAGUUUUAAAAUUUUGUUCACAUUGUAGCUGUCUUUAUUUUUAAUUAACUAAAUCCUUUUUUAUUUUGAGACAAAAAUUUUAAAUUAAUCGAUUUUUAUAUAUUUGACCAUUUUAUAUAUGAACAUAUUAUGUCCAAAUAGCAAUCUUGAUACCUUUAACCUCAAACAUUAAUUAUAUUCUACUAUUAGAUCAAUACACAUAUAAACUAAUUAGUGCAGUGACGACUUCUGUAUCAAAUUCAAGAAUGGCUGAUGAUAAAAAGGGUGCUACAUUUUCGUUGAAAGUGAUGAUCAAUAAAGAGAGAACUAAGGUACUCUUUGCAGACUCCGACAGCCAUUUUGCAGACAUUUUGUUAAGCUUCUUGAGUUUGCCAUUGGGAAGAAUUGUGAAAGUCCUCGAGAAGCACUAUGGAGACGAGGCGCCUUCCAUUGGUAGCUUAAGCAGUUUAUACCGUAGCUUAGUAAAUCUCGACAGUUCCUACUUCUGGACUGAUGGAGCUAAGCAGACUCUGCUUGAUCCAACAAGUUCAUUGGAACAUGAAUACGGGAGGCUGAAACUCGACAUCACUGAUUUUCAGCCUGCUGAAUAUUUCUAUUGUAUCGGUCUCUAUCAGUGCUCUUAUAGAUUUCGUAGCGUAAGCAUCUACUAUGAUCAUGUUAAGAAGUGCAAAUUUGGCUUAUGUGGUGGUACUAUGAAAAUAGAAGUAGUUAAGAAAGGAUCUGAAGCUGCUGCAUCUAGAGAUGGAGUUUUCACCAUGAAUACAUCAUCUUUCUUAAUCUCUGAUGAUCUCCACAUAUUUCCAAGUGAGACAGGACUCUUAGGCGUCAUUAGCUUUCUUGGCAUUACAGACAUGGAUAACGCCGAGCAAAUCAAGGUGGAUUUGGGCUUCACUGAGAUUAUGAAUUUGUUGAAGGCUUCCUUGACGUCCCCAACUCCAUUGUCGGACAUCAUCCUAAAUAAAACAACACAGCUGAUUUACUCUAAAUUCAUGGUGACUCAACCACACACUACAGAGGAAGAGAAUCCAAACAACUCGAGGAAUUUAAGUUUGAAAGUGAUGAUACAACAAUCUACUGGUAAGGUUGCGUAUGCUCAAGCAAAUAAACAGUUUGUGGAGUUUCUGUUUAGUUUCCUCUACAUCCCAUUGGUUGGAGUUGAGCAUCUUCUUGCCGGUAACACUUGUGUUAAGGCUAUAGACAACUUGUACCGGAGCACAUCCGACCUUGCAGAUAGCAAGCAUUUCAUUACCCCGGAUACGAAAAAGAGGCUAAUGACACCCAUUCUACCUCAUGGCUACAUUUCAGCACACUGCAUUUUCCCCCUCGCUGAAGAAUGCUUGCCUGCUGAGUACAAUGAUUAUCUGAACUCGUCUUCGGUUAAGUUUCCCAAUGGGCAGGGAAGUUAUCUAAAAGGAUCCCCAACUUAUCACGUGGCGGAUGAUUUAACUGUUACGCCUUUCUGCUUUGCCUCGACACUUUCCUCUCUUAAAGAGCAGAAAAUCUCGAUAUCUGAUGUCAAAGAAGUGGAGAUGCAAAUUGGGUUGAAAGAGGCUUUGAGCAUACUGAAAGCCUCUCUUACUUCUACUACUGCUCUCACUGAUGCUCUGAUGAUUCGCAAAUCACUCAAACAGCCAAAGAGAGAAGUGUGAUCCAUGCUUCCUGUAUAUAUGUUGCAAGUAUUGGCUUAUAUGUUAUAUUAAUAGUUAUGGUGCUUCAUUUUUAUUUUAAUUAUGAAUCUUGAUUUUCCAUUCGUUUGGUUCUUUUUUCAAUAUGCAAACACUAUCUUGGUUGUCAGAAAUAAUUUUUGGAAUAGAAACAUGAAUUUCUUGAAA